Cylas formicarius (sweet potato weevil) is the source of this 744-nucleotide messenger RNA. RefSeq lists its product as uncharacterized. The record is from RefSeq and is a predicted model, not a curated record. The coding region runs from base 102 to 548 and encodes 148 amino acids. The transcript is spliced from 2 exons. Lineage: Eukaryota; Metazoa; Arthropoda; Insecta; Coleoptera; Brentidae.
AUAUAUGUCAUUACUCGCUCCAGCACGGUGGAAAGUGGUGGUUUGACCCAGCAGCAGGGCGACGUAGUGGCACGCGAUCGCAAUCAAUUCAAUCGUCCGCGAUGGAACCCUUCUGCAAGGUACUCGUGAUGGAAACGCGACAGCUUAGGGUACUGAGACCUCACCUCCACGAGAACUUAGUCGCCAGGGAGGCGCACAAGAAAGGCGUCGUGAAAAAAUGCCUGUUCGGUGUAGCGGAUCCCCUGGAUACUCAGAGGAUGCUAGAGGAGCAGUGCGAGGUUGAUAGAAAACGGAUAUUUGAUAAAUACGGGAUCGACUUGCAAGACAUCGAGGAUUUGGAGAACGACCAAAGCGACGUGGAAAAUGACAAGAACGGACAGAACAAACCAAAGCCUAUAGGCGGUAGGAAAAUACUGAAGGCGAAGAGAAAAUCGUCCGGUGGUACGCAAAGUGCGUCGAGGCGGAAUCAGAAUUUUAUUACCGAUUACUACUCUGCCAGAAAGUCGCUACAUCAACGCUUGGAAAAGAAGGACACCCAGCAGAACUGAUCUAAGUCGUCGUUCAGUUCAUCGCAGUUCCUAAUUAAGAGAUAAGACUGUACAUAAUUUAUUCCAUACGGCCUCUAUCCAAAGCGCUUUUGUUUCUCAGUUUCAAAAAGAGUUUAUAGCCUCGUCGUGAACAGUCUAGUCGUUGUCGAUAUGUAAAUACCGUGUACAUAACUACGUUAGGAAAAAAUAUACUUUA